Polypterus senegalus (gray bichir) is the source of this 1858-nucleotide messenger RNA. Its product is annotated as transmembrane protein 272-like. The transcript is spliced from 5 exons. The record is from RefSeq and is a predicted model, not a curated record. Lineage: Eukaryota; Metazoa; Chordata; Cladistia; Polypteriformes; Polypteridae. Bases 234 to 794 code for a protein of 186 amino acids.
GGCAGGUGCGGCUGAAAGUCAAAGUGUAAUAAACCUGUCUGAGGUUUAACGUUCAGUUAACUUAGCUGGGCUCAUUACUUCCUUUUUGAAAGCCCCAUAAUCCUUAAUCUUCAUUUAGUGACAGUUGAUGGUCAUCCAGCACCUGUACCAAGACAAAACCUGAAAAAGCGAGCAGGGAGGAAUUGGCGUGUACUUUUUCAUCAGAACAUCGGACCAGACAGGGAGCCUAAAGGAUGGGGGAUGAGAACAACAGCACCAUGAAGAUAAGAAUCCAGAAAAGAAUUUCUGAAAACUGCAUACCAGUACUGAAAGGAUUCUUUAACGCCCUAGUGAUUGGCCUGUCUACUGCUGAAAUUGUCGUUGGUGCUGUGUAUCUGGAAGACUGCCCAGUCCAGAGAUACAUCCCUCUUUACCUAAUAGUCAUGGGAGUGGCAGUGUUGAUCACCAGACUAUUCACCUCUUUUCAAUGCUGUGAGCAAAAGAGCAGACUAUGCCAGGUGUGGAAGGGAGUUCUGUUUUCAUUUCUUCUGAUGUGGUUCAUUUCAGGGAAUGUGUGGAUUUACAAAACUAAACUGCAAGUACUGGACAAAGAGAAGCCUGAUUAUUGCAACAAGUCCCUCUACCUAUUUGCCUUUUGGAUGACUACACUACUGUACACCUUUCUAGGAUUAAUGCUAGUUACGGCCUGCUGCACACUUGGAUGCAUUUAUGCACUGUAUGAUGAGAAAAGCACCCAGGUUCAUAAAGCACAGGAACAGCCUCAGUCACUAGAGCUUGCUGGUAGUCAGGUGUAGACCCUACCUGACAUAUUCCAAAUUUUCAAAAAGUAUGGUAUUUUCAAAUCUUGGUACCAGGACAUAAUAAAUGGAAAUAAUAAAGAUGUUGGAUUGUGUCUAAGUAGCUCAAAAAACUUGAGGUGUCAGCUCGUCUGAGAACAGCAGAGGAACACAAUCCUAAACUUACCAUUGACUCAGAAAUCCUAAAUCCUGUUUCAUCUGGAGGACCUCAUUAUCAAUCUGUCCCUUAAUUAUCAUCGAUAACGUCUCUCCUAAAUUUUGUUUCUUCAUUUCCAAGUAUAGCUAAUAUGGAUACAGACAUAGGAUUUUCUUCUGCUUUUGGUACUGGGCUUUUGGAACUGUCACAUCCAAGUGUCUAGUCCUCGUUGUUGCCCACCUUCCUAUCUAUAUUGAAAGCAGACCUCAAAAUGGGACUAUGCCAGCGUAUCACUGACUUUAGGUAAGAAAAGGUUUAAGACAAUAUGACUAGUCAACUUUAUUUUUUAACCUCAAAAUGUGAUUGGGGCAACACAGUUUCUUACAUUUCAUCAUGUUAAAGGCAUAAAUACUACUGAACAUUACCAAACCUUGUGGAGUCCAACAGUCUUCCAGACAGGCCCAUCACCACCAACCUGACAGAAAAUGCCACAUUAACAGUACAGUGACACACUGGGGCACACUCUAAAUAACUGACCUAGACAGAUUAAAAGUGGCAGGCUACAGGAUUGAGUGGAUAAAGCCAGCCUUACACUACAUGACUUUUACUACUAUUUUCAGUCAUAGUCUCAAUAUACAUAAUCUUAACAAAUCACAGUGAGUUGUAGACAUUCAGUCAGAGAAUGCACCUGUUUCUAGCAGUUGUGUACAGUAUGUGAUAUGCCUAGUGACUCGGUCAUAGUGCUCUUAACAGCAUCUACAAACACUGCACCUCAAAAUGGAAAAAAAAAAUUGUAACCAGUUGUACGUUGAAGGGGUGGUGUCUUGUAUCUGUGAGAGUUAAGAAACAAUGGGGACUUAAAUGGACGUAAGAUGUAUACAAUACCUACAAAGACUGAAGCACAAUGGGGAUUACAAAAAAAAAA